AUGCGCUAUACACGGGCAAGUGUACCGGAGGACAAGCUAUAUUUAGCUUCGACAGCCGUCCUUAUGAGUGAAGUUCUGAAAACACUCGUAUGUCUUGUUGUUGUAUAUACUUUAUUACCAACUCACAAAAAAACAAUACCGAAAUUAGCAACAUUCUUAUACCACGAACUCAUUGUCAACUGGAGAGAAACUGUGAAGUUAGCUCUACCUGCCAUCUUGUACUUGAUACAGAAUAAUCUACAGUAUGUGGCUGCCACCAAUUUGGAUGCUGCUACUUUUCAAGUAACAUACCAGUUAAAGAUCUUGACAACGGCUUUUUUCAGUGUGGUCAUUCUCAAACGAAAAUUAUCGACUCGUAAAUGGAUUGCCUUGGCGAUAUUGACCGCCGGCAUUGCAUUGGUUGUUAUGCCCAAAGGAGAAAAGAAAAUAAUAGCCACAGAACAAGAAACAUCUAUCGGAAAUCAGUCGAAUGCCAAAGGCCUGCUAUCUGUAUUCACAGCUUGCAUAUUAUCAGGAAUCGCUGGUGUAUAUUUCGAAAAGAUCGUAAAGACCGCUACAAAAGAAGUGGACCUAGAAAAAGAUAAAAAUUACGAUUCAGAACAAGCGAUAAAGACUCAAUUAUGGAUCCGCAAUAUACAAUUGUCACUGUUCUCAGUUAUAUUGGGCUGUAUAUUUGUAGUGGGCUUACAAGAUGGCACUAAAAUCAUCCAAGAUGGAUUCUUCCAAAAUUAUUCGUAUCUGACUUGGAUGGUUAUUUUGAUCCAAGCAGGUGGAGGAUUGAUUGUAGGCUUAGUGGUGCGAUACGCAGAUAAUAUCUUGAAAGGCUUUGCCACAAGUAUCAGUAUUAUCUUGUCGAGUUUUAUUAGCUUUUGGUUAUUUAAUUUCGAGAUAACAGUGACGUUUGGAAUAGGUGCAUUACUUGUUGUAUACGCCACUUAUAUGUACGGAAGUUCCUCUUAA
Messenger RNA from Mucor mucedo, 960 nucleotides. RefSeq names its product UDP-galactose transporter. Gene Ontology annotation, molecular function: UDP-galactose transmembrane transporter activity. Gene Ontology annotation, biological process: pyrimidine nucleotide-sugar transmembrane transport. The transcript has 2 exons. Gene Ontology annotation, cellular component: Golgi membrane. Bases 1 to 960 code for a protein of 319 amino acids. Lineage: Eukaryota; Fungi; Mucoromycota; Mucoromycetes; Mucorales; Mucoraceae. The record is from RefSeq and is a predicted model, not a curated record.